Messenger RNA from Paramuricea clavata, 8711 nucleotides. Lineage: Eukaryota; Metazoa; Cnidaria; Anthozoa; Malacalcyonacea; Plexauridae. The record is from the annotation of a GenBank genome assembly.
GUGAAAUAUGCUAAUCGGGGGUGUGUUUUGUUUUGCAAUAAAUUGCAACAAAUUUUCAAACUUCCUCUAAAAAAAAAGUACACCCUUUUUGACAAGUUUCAAGCUUUUUGCAGCAGAAAAGGUAUGAUUUUAUACGUUAAAGUUGUUGAUAAAGUAGCUGAAAUGCUUUGCUUGUCCGACACUAGUUUAAACGCUUUGUUUUCGGGUACAUUUUAUAUAGAAGCGAUGCUCGACUGUUCAAGUGCCGUGACUGUGCAAAUUUUAGAAAAGUUUACAUCAAUUUAAUGUGGCUUUAAAUAUAAUAAUCGGCUAAUAUCUUUUGGAAUUCUGGGCGUUUCAAAGCCCUAUGGUAUAUUGCUAUAGUAUAAAUAGUUGUUUUAUAUUUAGUUUGGUAUUGAAACGGGAGAUUACAAUAAUAAUGCCUACAUUUUUGGUCGAGUAUUUGGUUGCUUUACAUGUAAAUACUAGUUGUACAGUACGUUUGCAAUCCAAUGUUGCCACAGUAUUUCGAUACUUUAAAUGUUCUUAGCUGUAAAAAUGCGUCAUUUUUUAUGUUUUAUAACUAGGCAUUGGGGAGGAAGUAUCAGCAACCCUCAACUCUGUCCUUUGUAUAUAUAAUGGCUCUUCAAUUACCUGAUAUUAGAUGUAUUUCAUUUUCUUUAUACAAAAUGUUAAAUCAAUCAAAUAAUUGCAGGGUGUCAGUAAGCGUUUCUACAGGGAUAUUGAUCGACUUGUUAGCACUUACACCAAAUGAAAGUAUGUUCCUGUUUUAAAAAAAGUGGGCCGGGCGGGCGGAUUUUUAUUUAUUUUUUUACAAGCAUAUGUAGCCUAUUUCACUUUGAAAAAGCAAUUAAACCCAUGGACACAGAAUAGGAAGUUAUACCAGAAGCGUAACUCGAGCAAAUAUUUGUCCGCGUUUUUACAAGCGAUUCGUCAUCAAUCACGCCAUCCUGGCUAGUACAACCGGCACUUUGUACCUACCAAAUCCUGAUAAAAACUUCCGGCUGUACUAGCCAGGAUGGCGUGGCCUGACGUGAGCGAGUUAAAAUUUUCGUGGACGUCAAACAAUAAAGGAAACGACUAGAGUUACGCUUCUGGUAUAACUUCCUAUUCUGUGCCAUGGAGCAGCACUCCUCCCUUCAUGAGUAAAUUGUUUGGUAUUAGACAGGGUAGCAUAGGAUAGGGAGGCGCAAUGCAACUUGUACAGUUGCAAGCAAUGAAUGUGUUCCAAGUAAUUUGCACACAUGAUGUGUUUGAGUUAGCAAUUCAUUUGAUAUGUUUGAGUUAGGCGAAGUUGUGAAAUAUUCUCGCCCAUGGAAGUGGGUUCAAUAGUCGAUGAACUUGUAUGUCUAGUCCUAAGCACAUACACCUGGCUAGCCAUAGAUUCUUAAACUUGUGUACAAUGUACUGCAUUCUGGAUAUAAUGGGUCAACCCAUUCAGUUGCAUUGUGCCCUAAUGCACCUUACUUUAUCAUUUUACUCUGUCUAAUGCCAGAUGAUUUUACUCAUCAAUUAAGGGGGACCGCCGGUGCUCAAUGGGUUAAUUUAAGGUUUUUAAUUUGCACUAGAAUCAUGUCUGGUUAUCCUGGUGGAUACCCUGGUUACCCCCCAGAUCCUGUAAGUAUCGAUAUUUACGACAAUAAUUAUUGAUGUAAAAAUUAUCCUAUUUUUCAUUGGAUCAGCGUAAUUUAUUGGUUAAUUUGGAUCAAAACGGGUUAUUUUUCUUUCCAGUAUGGUGGUUAUCCACCUGCCGGUCCAGGUUAUCCCUCGGCUGCACCUGGUUACCCUCCAGCCGCACCUGGUUAUCCAUCUGCCGCACCAGGUUACCCAGGGGCUGCACCUGGUUAUCCAUCCGCAACACCUGGCUUUCCCCCUUCUGGAGGCUAUCCACAACCCGGUUACCCAAGUGGUGGUGGUAAGAGGCUUUCACAGUGGGUUAAGAUUUGUAGGGAUGCGCCGGAUAUCAUAUCCAGCUGGAUAUUUGGGUCAAAUUACUAGUGCUGGGAAAUGUCCGGCUUUGCCAGGGGCACAGCGGCCAAGAAAUGUUUAACAAAAUAUCUUUGCACGAGUGUUUUGUCAUCUCAUAUGCUGGAAUGCCAUAUAAUUUACUUCCCGACAAUUUAGUCCUGCUAUGCAAAUUCAAAAUUAUUAUCAUUAUUCAUUUCUUUAGAAAUAGAUUGUUUUCACAGUCAAUGAACAUGAAAAUAUUUGCAUAGCUGGACUAAGUUGUAUGGCUGACUACAUUAAGCGUUUUGCAAGUCGAGAUACCGCAAAUUGAAGUUUAUCCCAAUGUGCGACACCGCACGUUCUCUGAAAUCUAUAUAUCAGCAAGUUUUAUGUUAGAUCUACACAGGAAAUUUUUAUUUUUGGAUUUGCUGAUAGGAAGAGAAAUAUGUUUUCUUGGCAUGGUUGAUAGUAAGAUCAUCUCCAGCUUGAAUAUCUGGUGCAUCCCUGUAUUAUAUACCCAUCGUUUCACGAAGGACUCCUUCAUAGCUUGUACAGAACAUCUUUCUAUUUCUAGGAGGGUACCCCCCUGCUGGAGGUUAUCCUGGUGGUCCCCCUGGUGGAUAUGGUAAGUUGUAUACAUUUCUAGCCUCCCCCUCUCUUAUGCCCCCCCCCCUAAUACUCCCCCUCUUUAAUAAGUACACUUCUCUGAUAAAUCCCUCUCUCUCUCUCUUGUAAGCCCUCUCUUUCAAGCUCUACUGUUCAGUAACCCUUUUAAACAUGGCAGAAAUGAAUAAGUCCUCAAGAGCAAAGCUUCAAUUGAAAAGAUUUUACAGUAUUCAAUGGACAACUUGCAUGUUAGACUAAAUUUUAAUCUAAGCAUAUUCUGAAAAGAACAUACUAAAAUUAGUAAAAGUGCAAAAUUUGGUUGCGAAAUGUUGUAAAGCUUGGAAAAUAUAGCUUUGUAAAGUUUGCAUAUUUUCAGUAUAUUUGUAUUACGAGCGGAAAUUGUUACAAUUUUCGGCUCAAAAAUGGUAACAAUUUCCGCACGUAAUACAAAUAUACUGAAAAUAUGCAAAUUUUGCAAAGCUAUAUUUUCCAAGCUUUACAACAUUUCGCAACCAAAUUUUGCAAGUUUACUAAUUUUAAUAAGUUCUUAACGGGAAUUUACUUUUUGUUUUCCUAGAUCGGCUAGAUAAAAAAUUUGUCUAACAUGCAAGUUGUCUAUUACCAAGUCAGAACCGCAAUGUCCAUUAUUAAACACCACCUUUCAUAUUCUAGGAGGUGGUCCCCCACCAGUUGGGUUUGGUGGUGCACCUCCUGGAGGUGCUCCAUAUGGUGGCGCCCCUAGUUACGCCGCAUAUGGCCAGCAACCCCCGCAACAGCAGUAUGGUCAAGCUCCACCCCAACCUGGUUAUGGUCAACCACCCCCACAGCAUGGAUACGGUGGUGCCCAUCAAGGAUAUGGCGGUGCCCCUCAAGGAUAUGGUGGUCACCCCCCUCCUCACGGACAACACCCUCCACAGGCUGGUCACCCUCCAUCACGCCCACCACAACCCGGCGUCAGGGAAGCGCCAGUUCAGGCAUCCAAAGCCCCAAGUGCGGUAAGUGAAAUUCGUGGAAAUAAGAUUUUCAAAAGAGUUUGAAAUUUUCUUCUAUGAAACUUUGCAAGAAUUUCCCCUGGAAAAUUGCAAUGGCAUAGACCCUUUCGAUAAUUACAUCACAUAUCUCAUCUUGGCCUGGUAGCCUCGUUCUCAUGUUUCAAGAUGAACAGUGAUUGGCUCACAAUUCAUGAGAGCGAGACCCCCAGGCCAAAACAAGAUAUGUGACGUAAAUAUCAAAACAAAAUUUUAAUCUAGACAAGUCUUUCAUCACAGCUUGAAAGAGUGUCACAAAAUUAGUAAUAUUCCGAAGUUUCGUUGCGAAAUGUUGUAAAAUGCGGAUAAUAAUCAGUUUGAUCAUCUGAUUAUCAAUUUCCCAAUUGUAAUAUAUACAAAAUGACUGAAAAACGGCAAACCUCGCAAGGCUAUAUUAUCCGCAUUUUACAACAUUUCGCAACGAAACUUCGUAAUAUUACUAAUUUUGUGAUGCUCUAAUUCAAACUGUGAUGAAAUUUUUGUCCAGACUUGUCUAGAUCAAAAUUUCACUCAAAAGGGGAAAGGUCCAUUGACUUCUCUUUUCUCGUGUGUAGCAAGCGGGUCCACCUACAAAACAGCUUCAAAGCAUGUCUUUGCAACAGGUACGUACCGUAUGUCAUUCUGUUCACCGAGGCUUUUACCUUACCCAGAGCAUCGAAACUGGCAAAAAAAUACCGUUGGUGAGAAGGGCUAUUAAUAUUUUUUUAAUAUUUCCUCUACCAGAAAUAUGGCCAUGGUACCGUUAAGGGUGUGUCUCCUUUCGAUUGUGAGGCGGAUUGUGAACUGUUGAGGAAAGCCAUGCGUGGCGUAGGUAAGUUCUUAUUUUAUUUCUCUGAAUCACCUUCAGACUAAAAAAACACACCUGACUGAGUGUAUAGCAUCACUUCACUGGCGCAGUAGUCGCUAGCAAGUGGCUUUCAACUCUGAGAUCGUGGGUUUGAUUCUCACUACGGACUCAUGUGAAAAGAGUCGGUCAACGCUCUGCCGCAAGUCGUGGGUUUUCUCCGCGGUACUCCGGUUUCCUCCCACCGUAACUGUGCUCUGUGAUCGAACACAAGUCAUAAGGUGGCUGCCAGGGCCCAGAGGCGCCCUUAGAAAGCCUUCGACUCGAUCAGGUUGAGCUGCGUCCUUCGUAAUAGACAAUUCCCAUUAUAGACAAUUCCUAUUUUAAAACUAGGCAAGGAGAUGCAAAUAAAUCACCACAGCUAGAAAGAGCAUACUAAAAUUAGUAAAAUUACAAAAUUUGGUUGCGAAAUGUUGUAAAAUGUGGAAAAUAUAGCCUUGCAAAGUUUGCAAAUUUUGUAUACUUUUGUAUUGCGUGUGACAUUUUCGGCCUAAAUGUGGCAGGAAUGUGGUAGGAAUUUCCGCAAGCAAUACAAAAGUAUACAAAAUUUGCGAACUUUGCAAGGUUAUAUUUUCCUCAUUUUACAACAUUUCGCAACCAAACUUUGUAAUUUUUCUUAUUUUAGUAUGCUCUGUCUAGCUGUGGUGAUUUAUUUGAGUUUCCUUACCUAAUUUUAAAAUUAGUCUAUAAUGGGAAUUGUCUAUUCAGCCUAGCUCUCAGCUGCAAGUAAAGUACUAAGGAUGAUUAGCACAACCCACUUAUAAGUUAUAGUAACAAAUAAUUACUGAACCUUGCGCUUAGCGCAAACGAUAAACGUUUACACCAACUACACACGUUAACAUCUCACAACAGAUUUCGCAACAGACUUGUAGCAAGCUUGUCAACAAGUUGUAACAAUGCUGUUAUUUUAUCGAGUUGCUACAAGGUUGUCACUCACAACUUGUAGACAAAUUGUUGAAUUUGAAUUGCAAGACGAUAACAAGUUAAUUGUUGCAACAACUGUAACAAGUCUGUUGGACUCAACAACCUUGUAGCAAGUUGUCAACAAGCUGGGAACAAGCAGUGCGAACACAUUCUGUUGACAAGUUGUUGGAACAGCAUUGCUACAAGUUUGCUGCAGGUUUGUUACAACUUGUGCGUUUUUACGUAUGUAUAUGAUUUUCAUGUUUUCAGGAACUGACGAGCAAGCAUUGAUUGAUAUCCUUGCCACACGUUCAAAUGAACAACGUGUAAAAAUUAGACUGCAGUUUAAGACGAUGUUUGGAAAGGUGAGUAGCGAGUCCUAUGUCCAUACAUCAAAAUCGUUGAUGGCUAUUGUACGUGCUCUAUAAAGUGUUGCACGUGCUCUAUGUAAAGCGUUGUUGUUCGAAUAAAUGCAUAAGCCGCAACAAUUUUCCGCAGAAAGAAAAUUUUGUAAAAUCUGAUUGGCCGACACCAAUUUUCCCGUCGGAAAAAAUUUUGAAGUUGAAAAUUUUCAACUUUUAACAAUGAUAUAUUUGGAAAAUUUUUCGUUCUUGGAAAUUUUUCUUGUGUGGAAAUGGCCAUUAAUAACGAGUCCUACGUUGUUAUUGUACAUCAAUUUUAUGUUUAUAUUCUUCAGGAUUUGAUCAACGAACUGAAGUCGGAAUUGAGUGGAAACUUGGAAGAUUGUUUAUUGGCGAUGAUGGAACCGAAAGUUUUGUAUGAUGCUAAAUGCCUACGUCGGGCAAUGCGGGUACGUCCCUCCUCUGAACUCUUGAUUGCCAGGUUCCUUGUGUCAUGACACUGAACCCCCGUAAACAGUUUAGAACUGAAAGAGCUAGUUGGUUUAGUAAUAAGGAUUCCUCCCAUAGUAACACUGGAUCGAUAAGAGAUGAUCCUUACUGGAUUUCUGGAGAGAACAGUUUAGAACUGAUAUAGAGCUGUUAUAGUUUAGUUUAGGUUUCCUCCUGUGGGAACACUGGGUCAAUAAGAAACUAUCCUUACUGGAUCUAUAGGAAGAACAGUUUAGAACUGAUCAUGAUGCAGCUAUCCAGUAUAAGCUGGUUUAGUUUAGGUUUCCUCCUGUAGUAACACUGAAUCAAUAAGAGAUGAUUCUUACUGGAUCUCUGAAGAGAACAGUUUAGAACUGGUAGAGCUAUCUUUAAACAUAGUUUGUUUAGUUUAGUUUAGGUUAAGUUUCCUCUUGUAUAGUAGUAGCACUGCAUGGAUCAACCGUUACAAAGAACAGUUUAGGGCUGAUAGAGUUAUCUAGUAUAAAUAAAUUUAGAUUAUAUUUGUUCUCUUCUUAAGGGUGCUGGUACUGAUGAAGAAACAUUGAUUGAUAUUUUAUGUUCGAGAAGCAAUGCGGUAAGCCGUAGACGACACACGAGUCUUAGAAACAAAAAAAACAAAAACUCGCAUCAAUGUAUUUUUCGGAGUCCUCCAAUAUCUCAUUAAAAUUCGCUUUCUGAUUUUCCAGGAAAUUCAGAAGAUUAAAGAUGAGUACAAAACAUGUAUGUAUUAAGUCUGAAAUUUUAUCUUAAAUUCAAUGACAGCUGACUUAUUUGUCAUUUGAGACAUGUGACAUAAAUAUAGUCAAAUAUACUUUGCUGUUGCACGUGGAAUAGCGUACAGUAAAAUAUUCCUUUGUUUGUUCGAAGAGCAUUUGAAAAAGGCAAGUUUAGAAUCCGAGGGACAUUCAACAUUUUUAAUUUCCAGGUCUAAAAAAUGGAUAUGUUACUUCAUAGAUAGAGUUUAUUCGAGGUAUAUGAUGUUUUUAUAAUGUAUAUUUCUAGAUUACAAGCGGGACUUGGAGAAAGAUUGUGUUAGUGAAACAAGCGGUCACUUUAAAAGACUUCUUGUCUCCAUGUGUCAGGUAUGGUGAUUUAGUUUAGUUUAUUAAGUUUCUCCCUCAUUGGCGCGACGUAGAACGUAUCAUUACUGAUGUGUUUUCAAACAGACCAUGACUAGCAAAACUUUCCUUCUGUUGUAGGGUAAUCGUGAUGAAACCGACACUGUCGAUAUGGCGAAGGCAACGAAAGAGGCGAACGAUUUAUUCCAGGUAUAAUUAAAUGAUGAAAUUAAGACCAAUUUACACUACACAGCUUUUGCCUAAAGGACCGGUCAUAAAGUAACUGCUAGGGUGGGCUGGAGUGAUUUGGGAUGGGCCAUGGAAAAUCUUUGGGCAGUUUCGAUGGGCCGCCAUUUUUUUGUAUGUCCACGGUUGUGCCACCAAACAAAAACCCAUGCAUGUCUACUUCAAAAAAUAACGAUAUUAAUAAUAAAAGUAAACAAAACUAUCCAAAUUAUCAAAUGCAAAUGAUGCUAUUGAAGUACUAGUACUUUGGAGAGCAGCUCAGUAUGUCAAGCUUGGUGGAAUUAUAUGUAUUUCAAGACUGUGCCGUGUAUACAUAUUUACAAUGUUUAUACCCGCAAGUUUUUUUUUAUUAUAAAAGUGUAUUUUUUCAAGUUAAGAUUGGGUGGGUUAUGAAAAUUUUUUGCAAGAUUAGAUGGGCUUUGAAAUUUGUAUCUAUAUCCCAAGAUGGGUCACUGAACUUAUUGGCAAAAUUUGUGAUUUACUUCCAGCCCACCCUAGCAGUUACUUUAUGACCAGUCCCUAAAACCGUCGCGUGCAACCUGCUUACAACUUUAGUCUUGAGUUGCACUGUGUAAAUCAAGCACUCAACUCGUCUAUGACAAUGUAUGCGAGUCGUGUGCUUGAUUUACACAGUACAAGAAUGGACCAUUUGCAUUAUAGACUAAAUUUUGAUCUAGACAAAAAUUUCACAAAAUUAGUAAUAUUCCAAAGUUUCGUUGCGAAAUGUUGUAAAAUGCGGAUAAUAUAGCCUUACGAAGUUUGCCGUUUUUCAGUCAUUUUGUAUUACGCACGGGAAAUUGACAGCCCAAUCGGGUGUUGGGGCAACAAUUUCUCGUUUGUAAUACAAAAUGACUGAAAAUUGCAAAUUUCGCAAGGCUAUAUUAUCCGCAUUUUACAACAUUUCGCAACGAAACUUUGGAAUGUUGCUAAUUUUGUGAUGCUCUUUCAAGCUGUGAUGAAAAUUUUGUCUAGAUCAAAAUUUAGUCUAUAAUGCAAAUGGUCCAUUGUCUAGUGUAAAUCGUCCUUUAUAGUUUUCCUCGUAUAGGCUGUUGCGUCUUUGUGACGUCAACCCGUCUUUUUAUAUUUUUGUUUUGCAAUGUAGGCAGGUGAGAAAAAAUGGGGGACGGACGAAUCUCGAUUUAAUGUCGUUCUUGCUUCGAGAAACUUCAAACAGCUCAAUGCCACCUUUAAUGAAUAUGUCAAGGUAAUUAUCAUAUUGUGCUCUUAA